CGUGCGCAAGGGUUUAAUUGGUUGCGUGCUGCGUCACCUCAAGUCACCGGCCGAAAAAACGUCGCUCGACCGGCGAACCUUGGCCGACGGUACACUAGCAGUAUUCGCUUGAGCAUGCGCUCGUCGCAACGCGAUGAAACACUUUGGAGUACGCAAGAUCGCACGUGGCUGUACUGGCAGCUACGUCCGGACGGAAUGUCUGGAAGUCGUAGUAACAACUCUGCUGGACAGUGCGGACGUGAAGUAUGUACUGCCUUCGAUCGUCGAACUGCGCCAAACAAAAGUAUCACGUCUACGGACGCCCACCUGAACGGGGCUGGCAAGUACCGCAUCGCUUUCAGGACGACUCGGUUUAUUUUCGAGGGUAACCAAGCCGCGGUGUUUGUUGCGCAUGCAACCCCCGCUGUUCGACGGACUAAGCUUCCUGCUUUACGGCGAGAGCAGCACUGCUGCUCGAACCCUCAUCUCGUGAUUAUGCAUCGUCCCUUCCACGAGUUUACCGCUCCGCGACCGCUGUUCGAUAGCAUGUAGCAUAGCAGCAGCCCAUAUCGUCAAAUAUGUCCGAGAGGUACAUUGUAGCGAAAUCGAUUGCUGUGUGGAGUCAGAAGUGCGUCAACGGGACCUCCUCGCUUCUCCAACAGCGCG
Messenger RNA from Baudoinia panamericana UAMH 10762, 645 nucleotides. RefSeq lists its product as uncharacterized. Lineage: Eukaryota; Fungi; Ascomycota; Dothideomycetes; Mycosphaerellales; Teratosphaeriaceae. The transcript has a single exon. Bases 115 to 531 code for a protein of 138 amino acids. The record is from RefSeq and is a predicted model, not a curated record.